CAGCAGCCGUACAAUACCUCCAUAUUUACGGACCUACCCUUCCCAGCUCACUAUGAAGUGCAUUCCUUUACCAUUCCCUUAAAGUCCCAAUUCUUUUCCCAACCCAGGAUUCCGAUUCCCCAAGGAGAAGAGGAUGGGAAUUGAUCUGGAAUCAGUUGCAGAGGCAACGUCCGGCGCCAUUGGAGCUCUGGUCAGCACCACCAUCCUGUACCCUCUUGACACCUGCAAGACCAAGUACCAAGCUGAAGUCCGAGCCCACCAUCAGCAGAAAUACAGGAACAUUUCUGAUGUGUUAUGGGAAGCAAUUUCUACCCAUCAGGUGCUUUCUUUGUACCAGGGCCUUGGGACAAAGAACUUUCAGUCCUUUAUUUCACAGUUCAUCUACUUCUAUGGAUACAGUUUUUUUAAGAGGUUAUACUUGGAGAAAAGUGGAAAUAAAAACAUGGGAACAAGAGCAAACUUGAUAGUUGCAGCCGCUGCCGGGGCUUGUACAGUCAUAGUGACACAGCCCUUGGAUACAGCGUCCUCAAAGAUGCAGACAAGUGAGUUUGGGAAAUCCAAAGGACUCUGGAAGACGCUUUCAGAGGGGACUUGGAUUGAGGCAUUUGACGGUCUCAGCAUAUCUCUUCUUUUGACAUCUAACCCAUCUAUCCAGUACACAGUAUUUGAUCAGCUCAAACAAAGGCUUUUGAGAGGACAGCUGAGCAAAAGAACAGGUACAAAGUCAUCUCCAGAAGCUCUUUCUGCCCUUUCUGCUUUCGUAUUGGGUGCUGUCUCAAAGUGUAUUGCAUCCUGCUUGACAUACCCAGCCAUCAGGUGCAAGGUCAUGAUUCAAGCUGCAGAAGAAGAUGAAGAAGGCAGCAACGGAGCUCAAAGCAAAUCUCAAAAGUCCCAAAGGACAGUUUCAGGUGCAUUUUAUGCCAUUUGGAAACGAGAGGGGCUGUUGGGUUUCUUCAAGGGAUUACAGGCUCAGAUACUGAAAACUGUGCUAAGCUCGGCAUUGCUUUUGAUGAUAAAGGAAAAGAUCACAAAGACAACAUGGGUCAUAUUGCUUGCUGUGAGGAGGUACUUGUUUGUCAACAAGAGCAGAUUAAAGAGCGCUUGAAUUAGCGAUGACAAUGAGAAUUGAAUACAUGAAGCGAGUCCUCGUAUCAAAAGUGUAUCAUUGGAUUUGUUCACAUUUGGAGUUUUUCACAUCGGAUGCAACAAUAUUGUCGAAGCUGGAAAAGUCUAGUUUCAUAUCAGCAAGGAAAAUAUGGAUUAGAGAGGAAAUUUUUUACUUUGAUGUAUUUGGGCUUUUUUAGUUGUCCUGUUCAAUCACAUAUAUGCAUGAACUCGUCACCCUUGAACUUCAGUCCGCUUGGGCCAGAUACGUCGUGGAAUGCAUUUUCGGCUUGAUUAUGCACCA
This is a messenger RNA of Pyrus x bretschneideri (Chinese white pear), 1408 nucleotides long. Its product is annotated as peroxisomal adenine nucleotide carrier 1-like. The transcript has 5 exons. Gene Ontology annotation, biological process: peroxisome organization; ATP transport; ADP transport. The record is from RefSeq and is a predicted model, not a curated record. Bases 134 to 1105 code for a protein of 323 amino acids. Lineage: Eukaryota; Viridiplantae; Streptophyta; Magnoliopsida; Rosales; Rosaceae. Gene Ontology annotation, cellular component: peroxisomal membrane. Gene Ontology annotation, molecular function: ADP transmembrane transporter activity; ATP transmembrane transporter activity.